Penicillium coprophilum is the source of this 894-nucleotide messenger RNA. RefSeq lists its product as uncharacterized. Bases 1 to 894 code for a protein of 297 amino acids. The record is from RefSeq and is a predicted model, not a curated record. The transcript is spliced from 2 exons. Lineage: Eukaryota; Fungi; Ascomycota; Eurotiomycetes; Eurotiales; Aspergillaceae. Gene Ontology annotation, molecular function: protein binding.
AUGGCUCGGCAAAUCCCAGCCCAAUCUCACGCCUUCUCCAUCCCCGAAAUCUUCGAACUCAUCCUCCUCAAUUUGGACAUCCGCACCCUCCUCACAAAAGCAACCCGAAUCUGCCACACUUGGUCCCAUUUCAUCAACUCCUCCCCACGCAUUCAAUGGGCCCUGUUCUUUCGGCCCCUUGACAAUGCAUUGAAUAAACCAAAGACCCAGAACCCAUUGCUAGCAGAGACCUUCCCGUCGAUCUUCCACCAAUCCGGGUAUAGCACUGGACGAAAUACUACAAGGAAUGAUACCGAUCCCGAUACCAAUACCAAUGCAGCAAAUGAAAAGGUCAUACUCAAUCUCACAUUCACCACCUUCGACAUGGUCCGGAAUCCCCACAAGUGGGACGCAUACAUCAGGCCAGAAGCCAGCUGGCGCCGUAUGCUGGUCCAGCAGCCGCCUGUGUAUACGCUGUCACUGCUAAGGAGUAAUGUCGGCCAUGGCGGGCAGUAUUUGUAUAUUUAUGAGUCGUUGGACGACCAAAGAGAACCAGCUGGUGGCCUGCGAAUGGAUGUCAUCUUCGAAGCACUUGUCUUCGGCGAUAGGUGGGAUCAGGAUGAAUACUCCGCAACGACGAUGGCCUGGGGAAGAGAAUACCUCCCUAAACGGGUUCGUGGGGACUUGGAGCUUUUUGGUGUCUCAGAUCUGGACUUAAUGUUUUAUACUAGGUUAGGAGAAACGUCCAGGGGUCGUGGUUAUCAGGCAAGUCUGGGAAUGGAAUGUGAUGUUGCGAAGGAAUGUGAUGUUGUAAAGGAUGUCAAGGCGGCGUACACUAGGCUGGGAAUGAAGCCGAAGUACUCGGAUGAGGUUUUCUUGAGAGGACGGAAGACUUGGGGCUCACUAUGGGAUUAG